Molecule: messenger RNA, 852 nt
Organism: Nymphalis io (European peacock)
Lineage: Eukaryota; Metazoa; Arthropoda; Insecta; Lepidoptera; Nymphalidae
Product: phosphatidylglycerophosphatase and protein-tyrosine phosphatase 1-like
Exons: 4
Coding region: 34-852 (272 amino acids)
Biological process (GO): cilium assembly; protein dephosphorylation
Molecular function (GO): protein tyrosine/serine/threonine phosphatase activity
Source: RefSeq, a predicted model, not a curated record
UGACAAUCAAUAAAUUAAAUAUAAAAACAUACUAUGAGUACUAUAAGAAAUCGAACCAACGUUAAAUUAGCGAAACUGUUUUACAAAUACGCUGAUAGAACUGAACACGAUGAAAAACCAAUAGACGAAGUCAAUGAAUCAAUAGAAUUAGACGAAGACUCGUAUCCGCCUUUUAAUUUCUCAUGGUUCAUCGAAAACAAGAUCGCGGCCAUGGCCUGUCCGCAGAAUGUUGGCAACUUGAACUAUUUAGCAGAUGUUGGAGUAAAUCACAUAAUCACCUUGUCACCCGAACGUAUACCGCCUGUAAUGUUUUGUAAUAGGAGAUUGAAGUGUACGAAGAUUCCGAUCAAAGAGUUCGGCGCGCCAACCUUGAAACAAAUCAUUAAAUUUAUUGAGAUUUGUAAAAAGGCUGAUAUCACAGGAGAGAUUAUUGGUGUCCACUGUCAAAACGGCCACGCUCGUACUGGUACAAUGCUGGCCUGCUAUCUCGUUUUCUUCAAGAAUAUGACACCAGAACGAGCUUUACUUACAGUUCGGGUGAAAAGACCAGGAUCCUGUGAACCCUACGCUCAAGAGGUGGUCUGUCAUUACCACGAUUGCAUUCGAGGUACGAUUACGAAGCCAGACUAUCGUCUUGUAGACGACAAACUAUAUUUUGACUUUUCAAUGAAACACUCGUACCCAGAUGAAGAUAUUACAAAUUUGAAUGAUGAUAUGCCGCUGCCUGUUAUAGAGACAUUCAAGGAUAAACUAUAUAAAGACGCCGAAUUCAUUAAAAAGGUCGAUAAAGUGGAAGCGGAGAAAAGGAAACGAAUGAAAACAAUGGUGAUUAAUCAUAAGAUAUAUUUUUAG